This is a messenger RNA of Trypanosoma rangeli, 543 nucleotides long. RefSeq lists its product as uncharacterized. Gene Ontology annotation, cellular component: membrane; endomembrane system. The coding region runs from base 1 to 543 and encodes 180 amino acids. The transcript has a single exon. Lineage: Eukaryota; Euglenozoa; Kinetoplastea; Trypanosomatida; Trypanosomatidae. The record is from RefSeq and is a predicted model, not a curated record.
AUGCAUCAAUUGAGAAGUGGUGAGACCGCCAAGGUUGUUUGCCUCAUCAUUGUCGCUGCUGCAUCGGGAAUUCUUCUCAGGAAUCUUUUUCUGUGUUACAAAAAUAGACAGUGUGGUAAGGAGGACAGGCCCGAGGGAAACUGCAUCUUUGGAAGGAAGAAGAAGGUUUUAAUUCGUCCGGUGUCGGCUAUAGAGUGCCGCGGUUUUACAAAGGAGGAGCUUCAAGAAUAUGAUGGCAUCCGAAAGAGUGAUAUCUAUGUUAGUGUCAAGGGUGUGGUGUAUGAAGUGGCCCCGCAGCUCUACGGUCCGGGGAAGUCGUAUCAUGUAUACGCUGGACGUGAGAUCUCGCGCUGUCUCGCCAAAUCUGAUGUGUCAAGUAAGGAGGCGAACAAGGAUUGGGAACACGGCUUCAGCAAGGAAGAAAUGGCGGUGUUGGAUUGGUGGGCAAACAAAUUUAAUUCGAAGUAUCCUGUGGUGGGGUGGUUUGUGCCGGAUAAAGACUUCUACACUGAAACGCAUGAUACUAUUCCUCAAUCCUUGUGA